ACGAAAAUUUUGUGUUGUUAAAUGCUGUUAGUAACGUCGGUGUAUUAACGCCGCUGAAAAUCAAGUCAAAUUUAGCUUUUGCACUAUCGGUCACUCUUAAAUUCAGCAGAUAUGUCGGAUCUAGGUUCAGACUACGAUGAGGAGGAACAGGGGCCGUAUUUAGGGGAGUAUGAAGGUGAGAGAAAUGAGAAAGAAGAAAGACAUGGCAAAGGGAAGGCCACACUACCAAAUGGUGACACAUACGAAGGAAUGUAUGAAUUCGGCAAGAGGCAGGGACAGGGUAUGUACAAGUUCAAGAAUGGUGCUCGAUACAUGGGUGAAUACAAACACAACAAGAAGCAUGGGCAAGGAGCGUUCAUCUAUCCAGAUGGAUCCAAAUAUGAAGGUAACUGGGUUGAUGAUCAGCGCCAUGGGUUUGGUACCUACACCUAUCCAAACAGUGAUACCUACGAAGGGGAGUGGCAAAGUCAUCUUAGGCACGGCCAAGGGGUGUACACUUAUAAAGACACUGGUACUCGGUAUGUUGGUACUUGGAUCAACGGUAAGAGGGAAGGUGCAGGAGAGCUAAUCCAUGCAAAUCAUCGGUUCCAGGGUGGAUGGAUUGCUGAUCAGCCACAAGGGAAAGGCAAAUAUUUGUUUGACAUCGGAUGUGAGCAGCAUGGGCAGUAUGUUCCAGUAGAGCAGCCCCAAAAUGGUGACCAAGAAGAUGAGGAAGCCCAAACAGUGACUAUUCCUAAAUGGAGAGCAGGUGAAAUCCGAGCUGUUAGUGAGUACAACCCAGCAGAAGAAUUAGCCGCAGCAGCAGCAGCUGAGGCUGAAGCCCAACAGGCAGAGGAGAAGAUGGAGGAAGGGGCGGAGCAAGCCCAAGAAACACCCGCUGAAGGGGAGGCACCAGCAGCCGAUGCAGAAGCAGCUCCCGAGGAAGGUCAAGAAGGAGAACCAGCACAAACCACAGAAGGAGAAGGGGAGGCCCCAGCACCUGCAGAGGGUGAGGAAAGCCAACAAGAUACAGUUGAAGAUGGUGGUGAUGGUGGUGAAGAAGCAGCUGCCCCCUCACCAGUAAUGGAAGAACCUGAGGAGGGAGAUUAAAUUGUUUUUUGUGAGUUGCAAUUAAAGUAGCUUCUGACCGAGUUUGGAUUGGUGGUGGGCGGAAAACUUUGCUUAUUUUCAAAUGAACUGAAGUUAUUGGUAUAAAACUAUUUCCCGCAAAGAAAUGUUGCAAAAUUCAGAAAACAGUUAUUAGUACGCCCAUGCCUUGGCCAUUUCUGAACUGGCUGCUACGGCUACGGCUAUAUUUCUACAUCAUGUACAUGUAGCACAGAAGUAUAGGGCGUCCAUAGCAACAGUCUUAGCAAGUCAUAACCUUAAUAGCAGCCAAUUCCGAUAGGGCUAAUAAAUGAAAAAGUUGUCCAAUUGUGAGAUGUAAAUAUGAAGUUUUUAAAAUGUUUUUAUAAAACCAUUAGGGAUGGGUAUCAUUUAAUGGGCAUGUCAAUCCUCCUCUUCCAUCAAUAGAUGGAGUAAGGUCACCACACACACACAAUGCCAAAGAUGGUUACAUUUUGUAUUGGUAUUUUAAUGGGUCAGAUUUAUAGGAAUGUACAUGUAGUCCUGCAGGGUCCAAUCUCAUUAAGAAUAAAAAUUGCGAGCCUUGAUUUUCCGUCUUUUCACUGCAGAUGUUAACCAAGGUAAAGGGUAUCUAGGGAUAACAAUAUCUCUCUUAACUCACAAUGUAAAUAUACAACAGGGAGUCACGUUCAAACUGUUUUUUUUAAAUCCAAUAAUAACUUCCAAUAGUAUUGUUUUCUUCAUGUGUUUUCAGUUUUUUUUUAAUCCACACAAUGUAUAAAUGUGCAUACAUGUACUAUUUGAAAUUUGAUUCGACUGUCGAGUAUCCUUAUUGUUUCUAGGGGGACGGUAUUUUCUGGGUCUUAAAAACCCUAAUUCGUCCAAGUGUCUUUGCUUAGAGACCUUUCUGAAUCCUCAUAAGUCCUUCACUCCGAGGCCAUGCAGGGCAGUUUACAGGCACCAAUUCAGUUAAAAACAUUCACAUGUUAAUAUGCACACAAUCUUCCAGGGUACUGUAUGGUCUGUAGUAAUAAAUAUACGUAUGUAGUACUGUCCAAGUGAUCCUUCUUGCAUGGAGUGCAUCAAAUAUGGCAUUUCAGACAAAACUAUUUCAAUAGGUAUUUUCUACUAUUAUCAUAAUGGUAAGUUUUAUGUGAAUAUGUGAUCUUAGACAAGUAUUUUCUCACCAAUUCUGUAAUGUUCCUUUAAAUAAAUACGCUUUGCCUUGUCCAGUGAUGAGCGUUUUUAUUUGGGCCUUUAAAUCCGUUAUCCUUCAAAGCCAGAACAAGAUUUUAGAGAAUUCUGUAUUUUACUGGAUGCAUGCUGUCAUUUACAUGCAUUUUGUCAAAAAUCUUAAAUUUCCCCUCCAUCUUAAAAGAAAGGAUAAAAACUUGUUUUAAAUGAAUUUUCAAUGUUUUUAGUACUAACUUUUGUGCGUCACAAUUUCCUUCUUUAUUUCUGUUAUUUAUACAUAGUAUGUGCCUUUGACAGUUCUUAAAAUUAAAAACUUUAAGUAUUUCUUGAA
Molecule: messenger RNA, 2590 nt
Organism: Asterias rubens (European starfish)
Lineage: Eukaryota; Metazoa; Echinodermata; Asteroidea; Forcipulatida; Asteriidae
Product: radial spoke head 1 homolog
Exons: 7
Coding region: 112-1089 (325 amino acids)
Biological process (GO): spermatid development; axoneme assembly
Cellular component (GO): nucleus; motile cilium
Source: RefSeq, a predicted model, not a curated record